UAAAGAGAAAGGAAAAAAGAGAGAAAUAAAAAUCAGAAAUGGAUCCUCGUCUAUGGCACAAAGUCGCUGCUCUCUCUGGUGUAGCAGCUCUGGGAUUGGGAAGCUACGGCGCCCAUGGUUUCAAGCCGAAGAACCCUUCUUACAAGGAGGUAUGGCACACAGCAUCUCUGUAUCAUUUGGUUCACACUGCAGCACUGCUUGCUGCUCCUAUAACAUCCCGCCCUAAUAUUUUUGGAGGGCUUUUGACUACUGGAAUCGUCACAUUUUCCGGAACGUGUUAUGCGGUUGCGUAUCUUGAAGACAGGACGUAUUCAAGAUUGGCCCCUAUUGGAGGAUUCGCCUUCAUUGGUGCUUGGGCAAGCUUACUCUUCUGAUUGUUUAUUUCAACUUCAAUAACAAAACAAGUUUUAAUUGCUAUAUAUAUAUUUGCCAAAUUGAUUCUGCAACUCUACUAAGGUGGUAUACUAUUUGUAGUUAUAAACCUUUUUGUUAAUAAAUUCCAUCUUUACUCUAUCCAAUUCUUGGUAAUUUGUGAACUUAUUUGGUAAUUUCUUGCUAAAGAAAGA
Erythranthe guttata (spotted monkey flower) is the source of this 566-nucleotide messenger RNA. RefSeq lists its product as uncharacterized. The record is from RefSeq and is a predicted model, not a curated record. Lineage: Eukaryota; Viridiplantae; Streptophyta; Magnoliopsida; Lamiales; Phrymaceae. Gene Ontology annotation, cellular component: membrane.